This is a messenger RNA of Ruditapes philippinarum (Manila clam), 2885 nucleotides long. RefSeq names its product mucolipin-3-like. Gene Ontology annotation, molecular function: NAADP-sensitive calcium-release channel activity. The transcript is spliced from 20 exons. The coding region runs from base 103 to 2313 and encodes 736 amino acids. The record is from RefSeq and is a predicted model, not a curated record. NCBI's taxonomy places the organism in Eukaryota, Metazoa, Mollusca, Bivalvia, Venerida, Veneridae. Gene Ontology annotation, cellular component: lysosomal membrane; plasma membrane.
AAAAUCUUUAUUUGAAACAUUUAAAAAGGUUUGAACGUUUAGAAAUCUGAAUAGGAUUUGCAGAGCGGAUUAUAAAAAAAAUCAUACUGGAUUUAAUAUAAAAUGGCUGGCAACUUUGAACAAUCCAUGUCUAAUUCCAUAAAAGAAGUCUCUACAAAUAAAGAUGAGAAAAGAAAUUCUGAAAACAACGCCGAUGAAGCUGAUGAUUCUACACAAGCAGAUGGAUCAAAACCGUCUAAGCCAAAAGAUGACAUUACAAAUUCUGAAAACGACGACGGCGAAGCUAAUCUUCGUACUCAAGCAGAUGGAGAAAAUCACGUACCAGCACCGGCUAAACCAAUAGAUGAAAAAAGAAAUUCUGAAAACAACGCCGAUGCAGCUGAUCUUUCUACACAAGCAGAUGGAUCAAAACCGUCUAAGCCAAAAGAUGACAUUACAAAUUCUGAAAACGACGACGGCGAAGCUAAUCUUCGUACUCAAGCAAAUGGAGAAAAUCACGUACCAGCACCUGCUAAACCAAUAGGCACUCUCUGGCUAGUGUUCGCCUUAAGAUUCUUCUUAUUUUCGCCGAUAAAAUGGAAGAGAGAUGGUUGCUGGUUAAGUGCUAUCCACCUAGUUUGGUUUGCCAUCUUCAUCACAAAGACUUGCUACCUAACAAUGCUGACUUUUCAAAUAGGAAAUUGUCGUGAAACUGUGUUCAGUAGCAUAGAAGAUGGAUACAUAGCGUUACAUCACAACUUAUUAAAAAAUUGGGAUGCAAGCUUUGAGACGUUGCCAUAUCCUCCGUCUAUUGGGAAGUUCGCUGUUUAUAAUCAGAAAGAUCUACGAAAGAGGAUCAAUUAUGCCGUCGAAAAUGUCUUUAACGCUGAAGUUACAACAACUGGAUAUUUCAAGAAAUUUGAGAGUGAUUCUAUAACGAUACGUCUCGUUUAUUUUGAUCUGGAACUUGAUCAUGAAUUCCAUCGUUUUAAUAGAAUUGUCUCAAACAUCCAGAAAAGCUUUGAGCCACACUAUGGAUUGUCAAAAUACCAAGAUACCGAUGGUCAUACAAUAUAUAGCUACAAUAUAACAGAGGAGCUAGACAUGCUCAAUAUUUCAUCUUCUCUUGACAGAAUGUUGUUUUUGAACAUUAUGUUUUCAUUGCACACGCUAAGAGUAAGCAGGUCGUAUAACGAUUCCAGAUGUCAGCAUAUAUACGGAAAUGUAACAUUUGAUGAUGAUAACCACAAUGGGCAGGUCACCGUUGAUCUCAGCACUAAUACUUUGCCAAUAUCAUGUUCUAAAAUGAAUUUUUCGCUAAAAGAUUCUCCACAAUGUAGAGGAUACACUGGGCAUGAUGCCAAAUGUGUUAAAUACUUGUCAAUCAUCACUUCGAUUGUCGAUGGCAUAACACUUUCGGGAAUAAUCAUUACAUUGAUUAUAACAUAUCGCUACAUGAAAAAAAAUUACUUUACUAUCUACCUUUCGGUUGACGAACGUAAUCUUCCAUGGAGUGAGUAUUUUGGUAAUGUAAAUUUGUGGUAUAUUACAUCUAUUAUUGGUGAUGCCUUCACAUUGGCGGGUGUUACAUGGAUAGUGUCAACGCUCGGCGAUGACAGUGAUUUCAAACAGCCUUUGAAAGAAUGGGACAAGAAUGUUGUGUAUAUUGGCUCAGGAUGUUUAUUGACAUGGUUUUCUAUGUUACGAUUUAUAAAAAUUAAUCACAAGUUCACGUUGUUGUUCAAAACACUCAAAAGAUCAGCUGUAGAUGUCAUCUUUUUCUUGACAUGUGUAACGAUCAUCUUUGUGGGUUUUCUGUUUGGUAUAUAUGUUGUACUUGGACCAUACAAUGUUAAGUUUGACAAACUUUCUACAACUGCGGAAACAUUAUUUUCGUUGAUAAAUGGUGACGAAAUGUUUGCGUCGUUUGCAUAUCUAAAAAAGGAAGAGGCUGGAGACCAACAAAAUAUAUAUUUGUUUUCAAGAGUUAUCAUCUUUGUCUAUGUAAUCAUCUUCACAUUGUUUGUAUUAAACCUCUUGAUAGCAUUGUUUAACAGCGCUUACGAAGUCGUUAAGAAAUCGUACGAACAAGAAGAAGAAGAAGACGAAGCGAAAGACAUACCAAAGACGCUGGCGUAUUUCAUGUGUAAAGAUUUCGACGAAAAUGAGACAUUUGGCAGGUAUUUCGGUGCCUCGCUUGAUGAAAAAAACAGUUUACUUAGCCAUAGAUGUGUCAAGAAUAGUGAUUGUACAUGUGGAGUUUUCAACACACUGAUUCAUUUCUUAUGCUGCCAUAUUUUUACAAUAUGUUGUUGCCAUUGUAAAGCAACAUAAGAGUAAACAGACCAAAUUUAUUUCUUCAAGCAGCAAGUAUGCUUCUGUUCGCAAUAUAAGACUUCAAUUUCGCAUCAUAAGGUUAAUGUUAAUUUUUACAGUUUCAAGAAUAUGCUUCAAAGCUAUUUUGUACAAUAUAAUUAAUCUUAGAAGUCUUCCAUUUUAGGUUGGAAUGAUAAUUUUUAAUUUGUCUGAAAUGGCAAUGACGAGAUAUAUUCAUGAAUUCACGCGCCUAUGAAAAAACACGCACUCGAUUACCAGUGUGUUAGAUAAAUGCACCGCGUUUGUUUUGAGUCCUGUUAGGUACUUGUGUUCUCUAAUGCUAGAAAACUCUCCAGCUUGCUCAUGGAAUGUCGAUGUUCUACCCAGGUGCCCGUUCAUAAAUGAAAUAAUGCACGGAGGGGCAUCUGACGUCUACCUUAACCAGCAAUCUAUAAAGUCGCCAUAUGACACCUACUUUUUUGGUGCAAUGUAAAAGCCAACCAAACAAAAUAAGUUUGUAUAAAAAAUAAGAAUGAAUGAUUCCUUUCACCUCAGUGAAUAUUUACGUAAAUAAAUCUUAUUGUAAUUAU